AUGUCAACCGCCGCUGAGACGGAGGCUGACGGCUUUAGUCAGCAACACCCUAUGUCACGUGAAUAUAUCAUUUUUUGGCAGUCGAGACGUCACUCCAAGCAAAAGAUCUUGACGGGAAUACAGUACGGGGAUGGGACGGGAGACGCUGACCGUGGGGAGUGUCCCUUUGGGUUUUUGCAUAGCUUUGUACUAUUCUUUAUGUCGGUCCCUGCAAAAAGAUUUCACGAUGGUGGGGUAGAUAAAUCAUCAAAGAAGACCAAGAAAUCAAAUCUCUGGUUCAACAAGAGCAACACACGGCAAUGGAGCUACAGACGUGUUAUUGAGAGAGGCGAUGCGGGAAUGUUUGUCACGUCCAACCGGGGAAAGGAGGCAAAAUGCGUGUCCGAGAUCAUAGACUUACUCUACCAAGAUCUUGAAGGCCAAAGCCUUCGUGUUGAAACAACAAAUCGUGGAGAAGCAUCUACUUCGGAUGCGGAUUGUACACAACAAGAAGAGAAGGAAGAUGGCGAUAUCGAGGCCCAAAUUCGCAAAGAAAUAGGUGACAUGAAACCAAAUAAGAGCACUAAAAAAGACAGCAAUACUUUCCAGGCAGUGAAACUGGACAUACCUUGCCUAUCCUUCAUAAAAAUCGACAAAACGCUCGAUCCGGUCCAAAUUGCCCAUCGCCUCUGCAAAGAAGCGUCGGAAGAUCCAGCCAAAAAGCGCAGCCGAUGGAUCCAGCGAAUAACGCCCGUAACGCUAACGCAGAAGGUCCUCGGGGGUGGCCUUGAGCAAUUAUCACGCGAGGUUCUGAAACCACACUUCCACUCUGGCGGGCCGUCGAAAAAGCCAAAGCCGUCGGACCCGGCCACUCGGUCAAUUUGA
This is a messenger RNA of Histoplasma mississippiense, 864 nucleotides long. RefSeq lists its product with no specific name. The coding region runs from base 1 to 864 and encodes 287 amino acids. The record is from RefSeq and is a predicted model, not a curated record. The transcript has 6 exons. Gene Ontology annotation, molecular function: RNA binding. Gene Ontology annotation, biological process: tRNA modification. NCBI's taxonomy places the organism in Eukaryota, Fungi, Ascomycota, Eurotiomycetes, Onygenales, Ajellomycetaceae.